Molecule: messenger RNA, 4277 nt
Organism: Vidua macroura (Pin-tailed whydah)
Lineage: Eukaryota; Metazoa; Chordata; Aves; Passeriformes; Viduidae
Product: RNA polymerase II elongation factor ELL2-like
Exons: 11
Coding region: 178-1512 (444 amino acids)
Biological process (GO): positive regulation of transcription elongation by RNA polymerase II; transcription elongation by RNA polymerase II; snRNA transcription by RNA polymerase II
Cellular component (GO): transcription elongation factor complex
Molecular function (GO): cis-regulatory region sequence-specific DNA binding
Source: RefSeq, a predicted model, not a curated record
CGGUCAGACCCUUUGGCGGCUGCAUCGAGAGCAGAGGUGUUGGAGCAAUAGCGAGUGUUGUUCCAGCUUGGUUGGUUCUAGAACACGUUGUUCAAGAGGCCGAUCCACACACUGAGUGGAGAUUUUUCAGCAGGAUCAGUGGCUGUGUGGGAGCCAGAGCACCUGAGGCAGAGCGGGAUGGCAGAGCUGUGGGGCUGGGCACGAUCCAGAGCGUUCCGCAGGGCCCCCAACAGCACUGCGAUGCCCGUCAGGGUGACCCAGAGGUCCCAGGACCAACAGCCUAAUGCCAACGAGGCAUUGCACAAUGGAAGUGUGCAGAAUGUCAAAUUGUAUAACCCACUUGCAGCAGAUGUGAGAAGAACCGAAUCAAACGCUUCAUGUCCUGCCCCUGAGAAAAAGAGAACAAAGCCCAUGAAGCCUACAGAGAGUGAAGGGAAUCCUUGCAGUGCUGUUUAUCGCCGACCCUACAGGGACAGGGUGAUUCAUUUACUUGCUCUGAGGACUUACAAGAAGCCAGAGUUACUUGCUCGCUUGCAAAGAGAUGGAGUCAUGCAAAAGGACAAGGGCACCCUUGGAAAGAUCCUUCAGCAGGUAGCCAACUGGAAUCCAAAGGAUAAUUCCUUCAGUCUGAAGGAACAUCUGUUUCAAACCCUUCAAACUGAUUGGCCUGGCUACAGUAAAAUUGAUAGAGAGAAUUUGAAGUUAAUACUUUCUAGAAAAACAGCUCCAUCUCAGAACCCCACCGGCGGCAGCCAAGCGACAUCUCCAGGGCCUUCUGAGAGAGAUGCUCCAGCAAGACCUGCUCAGAAAUGGCCUCUGGCUUCUGACUUUACCAGUCCAUUGAUGAGCAAGAAGAGGAGAAUUGAUCACCAGCACAGUCAUAUCCAGCCAGCAGCUGGUGGCCACUUUUCUUCCUUGCUUCUGCCUUCCACAUCCCUCUUCACUAUGGUCAAGCCUCCAAGUGUCGGCUCUAUUUCCCCCUGCACACCUGUGGUGCAACAAACAGAGAAAUUUCAGAGUUCCAGCAUCCCAGAGCCCGCCAGGGUGCAGAAGGAGAUCCCCAAUUCAAAUGGGAAGAAAAACGAAUUAGGGAGGCUGCAGCAGUUUUGUCCCUUGGAUUUCAAUGAAGGAAAUAGAGAAGAUACUUCCAUUGCCUCCACAUGCUCUGCAACAAGCAACCAACCAGACUAUUUGAGAAAAUACAUAGCCAUUGUCUCCUUGGAGCAAUGCCAGCGCUACAAGGAUGACUUCAAUGCAGAGUAUGAGGAAUACAGGAAUUUGCAUUCUCAGAUUGACAAUAUCAUAAAGAAGUUCAGACAGUUUCAGGAACAAUGGAAGUCUCUGACUCCAGGCUCCGAAGCCUAUCAGACUCUGCAUCAUCGAAUCCUAGCAGAUUAUCAGCAGUUACAACAGGGUAGCCCCAGCUACUCUGAAAUGAAGAGCAGGUGCCAGUACCUCCACAAAAAGCUGUCCCAUAUUCAGAGCUGCAUUUCUGAAUUUGACCAGCAGUAAGUGGAGUACUGGCACCAGACAUCUGCUUCAGCAAGGAAACAUCUAUGAACUCUGGGUUUUUUAUUUCAACUAGAAGAUUAGUUUUUUUAGGAUUUUAUAAAUUAGUAUUGAACAGUAGGUUAUUUUACCACUGAGCAGUAGAUAAUUGCUUAAAAAUGUAGGAUUAGUUCAAAGAAGUUUAGUAAGUUUAAGAAGUUGAAAGAUGAUAGUAUUGAACGUUAACAAGAAAGAAAUCUUCCUAUUGGUAAUUCCUUCUCUCAUUGUUGCUUGUGUCGUAUUUGUAGUGGGUUUCUUUUGAACACUUCUUUUCUUCAAGUCUUCUUUCUUCAAGUCCACUGAAAUAAAUUUAUCAGUAGGGGAUGGAAGCCCACUACUUCUACUAUGAAGUUGCGCAGAUUUUAAGAAAAUAUUGUAGCAAAUGGAAAUACUUUAUGAUAAGUAUAGGAGUGGUUUUUGACCUUUCUUGUUAAUGCAAACUCUUUGUGUAAUGUAGUGAAAGGCAUAGAGGUUUGUACAAACCCCUCCCCAAAUCACCUUGUUUUGGAGGGCUACAGUGGAGUGCACAUGGGCUGCUCUAAGCUGUCAGCUGAAGCAGCUCCCAGGACUGCUUGUAAAUCAUGGCCUUAGCUUGUCAGUGAGCCAAGAAAUAUUCAGAUCUUUGCAAGCAUUCUGUAAAACACAGGCAGAAGUGUUGGAGGCAAGGUACUUCAAUGGGUUUUAAAGAGAAAUUGGGUUCGAGUGGCUCUAAAGGAUCCCUAUGAGUUUUGUAGUUUUCUCCAAACUAGUCUGUCACAAUCUCAGUCUUUCUAGGCAGACACAGCCGUUAAUUCCUGCACAGAUCCAUGGGGACUUUGACAUCUAGACCCUUUGCUAAGUUUCCUGUUGGAAAUAUAUUCAGCUGACAGGGUAGACGUGUGGCCAGCAAUGUCAUCACCUUCUUUUGGGAGAGAUAUGAAAUUGACAGAGGGAAGACAAUAUUUGGGAACAAUGAAAGGUGGCUGUGAAUGCCCCUUUCUUCCUUGGAGAGUAUUCUACAAAUUCCUCAAUUGUCUCCAUGCCAAUGAUGUUGACCCCUGUAACCUGAAGAGGUCUUGGGGUGUUUUCUGAUUGAACAUUGUUGCCCUUCUGUUCUCCUUCAAGUGAAGUUCAAGAAAUGUCACCUCUUGAACCCUGAGACUUGGGUCCAUUUUUGCCUGGAUCAUGGGGUGCUCCUACAGCUCUGCAGUGCAGCAGCAGCAGGAACGCUGCCGUGGGGGGCAUGGGGUGAAUUCUGCUGGAGUGCCUCCCCUUGGCCUGGUGGCUGCUGCUGGUUGUCAGAGUGUGCAAGAGUGCUGAUGGCAAGAGUGUCGCCUGAGACAGAGGUUUUACAAGGACAUCCUUAUUCUUGGUCACAUUGCACUCUUCCUGUAAACUGCAUUUAGGAUGUGUAAUAUCCACAUACUUAUUAGGCCUGUGUAUUUCUGGCUGUCAUUUUUGUCCAGAUUCCUUAAAAAAAACAAAUGAGAAAUAAAAAACACUCUAGUCAGGAAAAAACAAAAACCACAACACCUUUAAGUGGAAAAAGACUUGAAUUUUACAACAAAAUGUACAGUUGCUGGAAAGCUGCUUUAUAUGCCAGUUAAAAAUUAUUAUAUGAGCUCAGGAGGCUCUGUGAACCUUGGAUCUAACUCUGUAAGCUCAUAGCUGUAGAACAAAGCAGGAGCAUCCCUGAAGACCAAAAGGAUGCUCAAGACCCGUGGGAGUGGGGCAGAGCAGAGGAAUAUGGUGGGGAUUAGCACCCUGCUAGCUUCACCAGAAGCCUGUCACCACUCCUCUGUCCCAUGCCUGCUCACAGUUGGGGUAACCUGUGUUUCAAAACAGAUCUGAGCAUCCCAGCUUGCAGUGCUUCUAGUGAGGCUGCACCUGUGCAUGGGGUUGUCCCCACCUGCUGCUGCAGAGAAGAUUUUGGUGUAGGAAAAAGCAGAACUCAUCAGGUUAAUGAAUAAAAAUAUGUCCCAGUCUUUAGAACAUCUUUGUAUAUGAACUGGAGUAUCCUUGGUCUUCAAGAGGAUGGGCCUGUCAUGGCCCAGGCUUGUCCAGUUGAUUUCUCUUGUUAACUGAGCAUGGCUGAACAUAUAAAGGAAUGUAGGUAGUUGUUGAUUUGCACUUACAGCCUAUAGUCAGCCCCCCAGUCUUUAUCCUUUUGAGCAAAGAAUAGUGAGACUUUAACGUCAUCAGCUUGGAAUUCCCAGGUGAAUCUUCAGGUCACGUGGAAAAUGUUUCAGGUUAAAAACCCUAAAACAGUCUUGACGCUGACAGCCACAAAAGAAUCAGGGCUUGCUUUCCUCUGACCAAGUCUGCCUCCCUGACACAAAGGACUUGACCAAUAGCCUGCACAAGAUGAAAAUGGAUAGAGUGAUAUUAUUGUUGGGCUCAGCCAUUGUUUUCAGCUGUUCUUGAAUGAGAAGCUGGGAGUGGAACAGAACUGAGAAAAGGGAUAGAUCUCAAUACUGGAGAGUUUAGUGUUUUUCCCCACUACCUGACCUGAACCUCCUCCUCCUUUCCAAAUGUGACAGCCACGUAUAGAGGCUAAGAAUGGCUUCAAGACUUAAUAAGAUAUAUGCUUUCAAAAUAACCAUUUUCAUAAUAAUAACACUGAUUGCAAAAUACAUGUAGUAAAAAUCUAAUUCUGCGAGGACAUCACUUUACUGGAAAGUCAGAAGUACUGACCUAGAGAGAAAGAAUAACUGCAAACCUUUUAAAAAUAAAGUUUUGACCUGAAUUCA